UGAUUUAACAGCCAAAAAAAAAAAUGUUAGAAGAGGCAACUUUGUGUAAAGCAGAAGGGCUACUUUUAGUUGAUCGUCCAUCGCUGUUCCCCUAGUAGAGCAUGGCCUCUAUAGCGUGUGUUUAAUUGGGUCAUUAUAAAAUACGCAUCAUCGCGAAAGCUUUUAAUAUCUGCAGAUUAUUUCAUACUACCAACACAUGAGACUAAUGAAUUAAACAGUGAAGGUUGUUGUGGAUCGUGGCACUAAUCCAAUCUUAAUGAAUGGUGAAAUGAAAGAAGUUACAAAAGAGCUAAUGUUCAGAGAAAGCACACAAAACAUCAAUAAGUGCUGACGUUGUUGAAAAUCUCUUGUUGAUAAAAAAAGCAGUGCAUACACGAUACACGAUCCGGUCCCGGGUCACGGUGAUGCUGCGUGUUGGGUCGUGCCCGACACAAACCCAACCAUCCCUAACCCGCCUCUAUCUCAUUCGAUCCGAGAUCAACAGAUUUGGCGACGCAUAUACUUUAGGGUCUGUCGCACAAGUGUAAUGAUAUUUGCAUUGUGAUAAGCCACUGCAGCUCUCGCUUUUAUAAUCGGGAGGGGACAGGGUAACAAAAAGAACAAUACUUCAUUGUAGUGCUUACGGCAACACCUGCCCCUCCAUCUAGCAAGUGUGCAAGGUGGUCAUCUGAGCCGUAACGAAGAGACGCAGCGCGACCGAAACUCGCAACAGGAGCAAGCAGGAGCGGCAAUACCAUUGAACGCCGAUGACAAAAGACACGAAAUGAAGCGAAACGAAGCGUGGCAAGCGCGGAUUGUCAUCUAUCUAGAAUGAAGUGAUCGCAGCACUGGUGGCUAGUCUCUGUGUCGAACCCGGUAUACGGUUGCUGCUACCUUCGUGUGUGCACACGUUUUCGGUUUCGGAGUUUAGUAACGCUUUAGGACGUUGCCGACUGCGCACUUGUGUCGGACAAACGGAUGCCACAUGUGGCACCCAUUCCAACAGCACACCAUCAACACUAACGCUCUCUAUCGACGGAUUCCAGUUGUUGUUGUUGUUCUUGCAUCUUUCCAGUUUCGUACUGGCCAAAUAUCGUACAAAGCAGAAGUAGAAUAACUGCCAUGAAUCUUAACGAGUGGGAUCGCAAGAAGAUCUACCGCCACGCCAGCCAUCAACCUCCGACGCAACACCUGUACAGCCCGUACGGUCAACCGCACCAUCAUCAUCAGGGAGACGCGUCCGAGUAUGCAUUUACCGCUGGGUCACCGGUUGAAGACGGGAACAUCGAGUAUGAGCGUAAAGGCGGAUGUUUCGUGUCGAUCUGCCGCGGCAUCAGUAUCGCCGUGCUGAUAUUUGUGUUUAUCUUCUUCAUGGCGUUUACGAUAUUUUUCAGCACAAAAUAUGCUUAUGAGCACAAGCCAAAUCUGACACUGGAGGACUUCCUCAAUCACCGGGCGUAUUUAAUCGACAAGCGGGCUCGCAUUCCGAAGCACGUAAUACCGAAGCAUUACAGGCUGUUCAUACAUCCCGUGUUCAAUGAAACGGAUCACCCGUUCAGCUACACCGGUAUCGUCUGGGUGACGGUAACGUCCAAAAAGCCGAACAACAAACGCAUCGAGCUGAAUGUGAAGAACCUGAAGAUACGGUUAGAAAACGUAACCGUACUGAAGAGUAUCCGUCUCACCAAUAACGACUUUGACGAGGAUCUUGAUUGGGACCUGAGCGAGGAAGAUUUGUACUCGUUGCCGAGGUUAAACCGACGUCGAAAGAGGCGUCAAGUUGGGCAAGAUCCAGAAGAUCCUGUAACGCUACUACCGACUCAUCAUCCUUCACAUGACGUACGCGAAGAGUUGUUGGACGGAAAGGAAAACGAAGGCGAUGAGAAGGAAGAUGAGUCCGAGGACGAGGUGACGGAAAGGAUCGGACGGGUUGGCCCCAACGGUACGGUUAUCGAUGAGGGUGGUCCGAAUAGUAGUAGCGUGGAAAAUGCUACCAUUAUCGAUAAAUCCAAAUUCUAUCAUCAUCCAGUAUUUCCGGCUGAUGAUUUUGUCACGAUUAAAAUAUUGGAUAUCGAGUUCGACGAGUCCAACGAAAAGAUGAUCAUCUUUCUUGGUACGGAAAUGAAGAAGGACAUCUACUAUAUCGUGAAGGUGAACUUUUUCGGCAAUAUGACCAAUGAUAAGGGGCUCUACUACACGCAUUAUGAGGAUGAUGCACCUAACCACAGACACUUUGCAGCGACCGUACUGGAACCGAACAAUGCCCGACGGUUGUACCCAUGCAUGGACGAUCACAACUUCCGGUCACCGUUCGAGUUGAACAUUGCGCGGAAAAGUGACAUGAACACGGCAUCGAGUAUGAACCUGGAAAUGUCCGAGCCGAUGGAAACAGGUGACAUUGUGGUGGAUACGUACAAUACCACCGAUAUGGUGCGGGCGUCUGAGAUUGGUUUCGUUGUGACGGAUAUGGUACCGGAGCAGUACCGAAUAACGAGCAGGGUGAGCCUGCUGGCAUUCACUCGCACGCGAUACGACGAAAACAUCAAGAACGCGACGAGCGUCUUUUCGCGUGUGUUACAGAUCUACGAACAGUAUCUGGGCGUACCGUUUCCGUACGAGGUGAUCCGGUACGUGACGAUCCCGAACAUUGACCAUACGACGUACGAGAUUAAGGAGGGUAUGGUGUUGUCGAGUGAGAAGCGCUUGAUUAAAUCGUCCGAUUAUUUUCCACCGUUGGAUAAGAGCAUCAGCCGGGAGGUGGCGAACGAGCUUGCCAAGCUGUUUAUCCACAAGCUAGCGGAUUACAAAAAUAAGGAAACGUACUGGUUGCAUGAAUCGAUACCGCUGUAUCUGGAGGCAUUGGCAUUGCGCAAUAUGACUACCACGAAUUCGACGACACUGGAUGAUUUCCUGUUGGAAGGUCGGUUGCGUUCGAUGCGCGAGGAAAUGAACACCAAAACAUCCGCACUGAACAUCUUCACCAACCACUGGGAGGAGGAUACACACUUCGAGCUGGUCAAGUACAAAGGAUUAAGUGUGUUGCGCAUGAUGAACUACACGCUCGGACAGCGAACGUUUGAUCACUUUAUACGGGAAUAUUUCCGAUACCGGAUGGAGAGUGAAUCGAUCGAUGUGAUCGAUAUACUGAACAAUGGUGGUGAGGGUGUAAGUCGUACGGACAGUGUGUUCCACAGCUUCCUGCACAGUUGGAGCAGCCUGGAGAAGUAUCCAAUUAUCAAUAUCAAACGAAACAAUGCGACGGGCGUAUUUGAGCUGCGCCAGAUUCCGCUACCGUUCGAGGAAGAGCCGGCAGAACAGCUGUGGACCGUGCCAGUAACGUUUAUAAACGACACAAACCAGCGCCUGUUCGUGGAAAAGGUACGCUGGUUGACGGAUGGUGAAAAUCUGCUUACGGUCAAGUCGGAUUGUAAAGCACCCAACAGUAGCUCUUGGAUCAUAGUGAACCCGAGCGGCAUCGGUUAUUAUCGAGUUAAUUAUGAACCGUCCCAUUGGAUUAAGCUGGCCCUCGUGCUAAAUGGUAACUUCCACUAUCUGCCGUACACGACGCUUGCAAUUAUAGUGGACGAUGCACUCAAUCUGGCCCGAUUGGGUUUACUGAACUACUCGAUUGCAUUUAAUGUGGUUUCGUUUUUGAAGCAAAACAACGAACACUAUCAACCGUGGAAGCUAGCACUAAAUAAUUUGGAAUUUGUAUAUCAUGCCACGGAGGAUCUGCCCAGCUUCCGGCAUAUUGAGCGGUUCUUGGAGUACCUCAUACUGGAGAAAUAUGAAGAGAUUCAGCACAAUAACGAUACUACCUAUUACAAUCCCUUGAUCAAAGAGCUGAUCGUUCAGUGGGCCUGUAAACUCGGUGUCACUUCCUGCAUCGAACAGCACAAAGUUCUGUUUCAAGCAAUUUUCUACAAUCAAACCUUGUCGCCGUUCGUGCUACGGGAGGAGAAACUUCUUCGUAUUUUGUGCACCACCAUCAAGUACAGUGGUCUGUCCGAGUGGAAGAAGGUUGAGCAGCAGUACCUCGAGACAACCGACAUCAACUAUCAGCGUAUCCUCAUUAAAAGCCUCGGUUGCACCAGGGAGAUAAGCAUGAUCAAACGUUACCUAGAGCUGCUGAAGCAUCCCCAUUUCAGCAUGUACAGCAAAGAAAUUCUCACCUCGGUGAGCGAGAACAAGGUCGCAUUGAAGUACACGCUAGACUUUCUCUUCAACGAGUGGAUCGAUGUGCGUCAGUAUCUGACGCUGUACGAUAUUUCGAUUUUGCUGCGCAGCAUCUCGAACAUGAACGAGUUUAAGAUGUACGAGCAGAUCUUCUUCCGCUACUCGUACACGUUCCAGACGAUGGAUAAGGAAAUUCUCAAGCGAAUGCGUGACAUUAUCAUCAAGCUAAUGGUAUGGCGGAAUGAGAUAGCACCAGUCAUUGAGUUCGAGCCGUUUGACUUUAGCAAGGAAGCAGCAAACCGGGACGCCAUGUACCUGUGACAGGUUGCGCCGUAGUUGUAGGUUAGCUAAUAGUAUACUAUUCGUUACAUUUGUUGAACGUCGUUUGGUAUUAAAUGCGCGUAUUAUGUGAGACUUAGCAUAUGCAUAUGUGAAACGGUCUGUGCCAAUAAAGGGUAGCAGUAUAGGAAA
Messenger RNA from Anopheles funestus (African malaria mosquito), 4626 nucleotides. RefSeq names its product aminopeptidase N-like. Lineage: Eukaryota; Metazoa; Arthropoda; Insecta; Diptera; Culicidae. Gene Ontology annotation, biological process: peptide catabolic process; proteolysis. The record is from RefSeq and is a predicted model, not a curated record. Gene Ontology annotation, molecular function: zinc ion binding; peptide binding; metalloaminopeptidase activity. Gene Ontology annotation, cellular component: cytoplasm. The transcript has 7 exons. The coding region runs from base 1102 to 4476 and encodes 1124 amino acids.